Spirodela intermedia is the source of this 360-nucleotide messenger RNA. NCBI's taxonomy places the organism in Eukaryota, Viridiplantae, Streptophyta, Magnoliopsida, Alismatales, Araceae. The record is from the annotation of a GenBank genome assembly.
AUGACGACGACAAAAGUUACGACCACCGCUACAACAACAAGCGUGGCACAUCUUCUUCGGCUAAAGCUUUUGAAAAGCAAUUAUCUAAUGUGGAAGACCCAGUUUCUUCCACUGCUCAGAAGCCAAGGCCUAUCGCCGAUCGUUGAUCUCCGCCAUUGCCAACCAGAUCCUCCAGGAAACUUCAUCGUUAACCCAAAGUACGAGGCAUGGUACAAGAACGGUCGGAUGGUAUUUUCAUGGAUCGUUUCUUCAUUAAAAAAAUCUGUCUUUCCCACGAUCGUCGAUCUUCAUACGGCAAAAUCAGCAUGGCACGCUUUCGCUCGUGCCUAUGCCUCUGGAAAUCCAAUCAAGAUUGCAUAA